Molecule: messenger RNA, 948 nt
Organism: Capsicum annuum
Lineage: Eukaryota; Viridiplantae; Streptophyta; Magnoliopsida; Solanales; Solanaceae
Product: non-specific lipid transfer protein GPI-anchored 21
Exons: 4
Coding region: 96-812 (238 amino acids)
Source: RefSeq, a predicted model, not a curated record
CUAUAAAAUACCCUUCUUGUUAUCAUUCUCUCACAACCAACAUCAAUUUCUUCCACAUUUCUCACAUAUUCCCUUCGCAUUACUAUUCUUUCCUAAUGGAAGGGUUCAAAUUCUUGCAGGAUUUUCGGCGAUUGGUACCAUUUUUAGCCAUUGUGUUGAUGAUUUUUGGCAUACAAGUUUCGGGGCAAAUUAAUACAGCAUGUAGUAGCGCGAUGCUACGUAGUUUUAGCCCUUGUAUAAAUUUCAUGAGUAAUAAUGGUUCAGGUUCACCAACUUCAGCUUGUUGUCAAUCUCUUAAAGAGCUUAUGGCUAGUGGCAAAGAUUGUCUCUGCCUUAUUGUUACUGGAAAUGUUCCUUUUAAAAUACCAAACAGAAAUAUAGCAGUUUCCCUCCCCAAAGCUUGCAACAAAGAUGGUGUUCCCAUUGAAUGCAAAGGUUCUGCUACCCCUCUUCCAGCACAAGGUCCAGCUGCCUUAGCACCAUCAGGAGCUCCAAGAUCAUUCCAAAAUCCUAGAUCACCUGCAGCUCCUAGCCCUGAUGAUGAUGAUGUUCCAGAGCCAUUCACUCCUCCUUUGGGACCGGUAGGUGAUACAACACCAGGGUUAACACCGCCAUCUCCAUCAGGCGGUGGUGGCUUAGGAAAUCCUUACAAUGGAUUUUCACCGCCAUCUUUUACAGAUGACGGCUCUGGAAAUCCUGAUACGAGUUCGUUCAGGCCUGAUUUGAGACCUUCCUCUGCCCCAGAUUCACGGAGACUUUCAGUGUUUGUUUUUAUAGCAGCCUGUGGAGCAAUUAUUUUGAAGUUGCACUGAAUUGAUUUUAUAGUGUGUGCACAUUGUUUGGAACAUGUAUACAUUAGUGCAGGAGUUGCAAAACAUUUUUUGUUGUUUCAUUGUAAUCAAGUUGUACUGUCAGUAUAAUGAAAUUUUUUGAGAGUGUUGAAAUCUA